GGAAAGAGAGACGGGUUCCAGCUGAACCAUCCGUCAGAAAUAAGCCUCCCUUCCUCUCACCUUGGUCGACUUCCAACAGAAAUAGAGCUCCUACAGCCGGCAGGAAGUGGGGAGCAGUCCGCCGGCCUCCGGGUUGAAAGUCCUCAGGCCGGGACACGUGGGCAGAGGUAGAGCAGCAGCUUUGGAGAUGUGGCAAACUUCCUCCUUAAACCAGAGUGCCGCUUUAGCUUCCUAACCUUUAACUUUUUAAUUUUUAACGGGACUUCCUCAGGCUGACGUGACCCACCUGUUUAUUAACUAGGAGCGUCAGUACCGAAGAUGAGGCUGCUGACAAAAUGAAGCCGUGAUAAAAUGAAGCCAAGCCUUCAUCGAAUCCUUGCAGUUGGAACAAUCCCUUAAAGGCCAUCUGGUCCAGCUCCCCUGCAAUGAACAGGGUCAGCCACUGCUCCACGAGGAUCUCGGAGCCCCCUCGAGCCUGACCUUGAGUAGCUGCAGGGCUGGGGCACCACCUGCCUCUCUGGGCAGCCUCAUCAGUUAUAGAUUAGUUUGUAUCUACAGCAUAAUGACAGACGGGAAGACUACUCAUUAACUUUCUGUUUAAAGAAGUGGUUUGUCUUACCCCAGCCUUUUCCAAGGAAAGAAACAUUUUUUAGCAAGAGGUUCCUUGUGGUGCAACCACACAUUUUCGGCAUGAGCUUGCUAGCUGGAUGCAUUGGAAGCAGUUAGCAGCUGAUGGCAGUCCCAGCUCAUGUCCCCUUGUUGGGAACAGCUGGCAAGACAGAAGAGCAAGAACUAGCAAGAUUACUACCACAACUGUUUUCAGCUCAGCAGAUCUACUGGCUUGUUUUAACUGCAGGGCGAGUUUACACUGGAGAUUACACUUCAGUGCUCUAUCUUAUUAAGGGAAGAUGUUUUGUCCAUUAAUCCAAUUAGCAUUGUAGGUUAAUAAGACUGUGUUUCCUGAAGCAGAGCAGUCUCACAAAUAACAAUUACACCUAAACACUUAAGCAAUGAGAAAAGAAAUACCAGAGUGGCAUUUCCCUACGUAUUCUACUUAUUCUUUUCCUGCCUACUCUACUUACUAUGUUCUACAAGCAAUGCUCUCUAGUUACAUGACAACUUCUCAAUUAGGAAAUCACACCAAACAGCUAAAGGUGCUGAAAACAUUUACAUGUUGAUAAAAUUCCCUUUCUCUUCAAUAUAGGCAGAUAGGUUCCAGCCCAGGGUAACAUUUUCAGUACCAAAGAAAUGUAUUCAGCUAUGAAGGCAUAAAACAAAACAUGUUGUUACUCUGUCAUCUGUCCUGGCAAAGGGCACUUUCCAAUCGGAGCCACUGCAAACUCAGCUGCAGGUCUGGGUGUUAGAACACUCGGCAGCUCCAUUCUUCAGAUGCAUUCAGUUGUUGGCAUAUUUUCCUCUUUGGGAACACACAGUCCUUAACUUCAAACACUGCCCUUACGCUACUGACACAGAAAACAGAGAAACUUGCAAAGAUAAAAAGAAACUAAACAAAGGGGAGCUAAUACUUUCAGAAUAGCUCAACUUACUGCAGUAGCAUUGUUCCCAUAAUAGCUCCUGCUUGGCAAAUUACAGUAUAUGGAAUUCUGGCAGAAGGAGGCACACAGGGAGAGCAGCUCCACAGCUGCAGGAGCUGACGGAAAGCCGGAGCAGAUCCUGUCAGCCACCCAACUGAGCCAAGGGUUUCCGAACUACAUUUCCCAGAGCUCCUGCUGGGGGAAGAGCGACUCAAUGUGGUCAGACAGCUGCUGUUCGCUCUGCGUGCUGGAGGAGCUGUACUUCCAGCUGAGGACAACGGUGGCCUUCCAGAGCUGUUUCCUGCUGCUGCAGACAGCACGCCUUCUGCUCCGAGUGCAACAGAAACAGCUUCCCAUAGGUGCUGAUCAUGGCUGCAAUUUAUCGAGCAGCGUAUAGAAGAGCUGCUCUCUUCUGCAGGUCACACUCCACCUAUAUUAGAAAAAUGAGAUACUUGAGUAAGCUAAAGGAAGAUGACAUCUUGUGUAGACAAGCCCAGACCUCGGGAACUUUCUGCAUCUUUCACAAUCUCUCACCCUUCCUGCAGAAAGUCGGGAAGAAAUAUUUGAUACCACAGCUCAGUGCAGCAGAAAUGAAAAGGAUCCUGGAGAAAUUCAGAGAGACUGAACAGUGGAUAGAGAAGUCGGUGCUGAUUGGUUGUUCAGAUGAGCACGUACCACACUUUGCCCUGGAUUUAGCAGGAGCCUUGGAAAGAUCAGUCGUUGAGGCUGAGCUCAAGGGAUCGUUCACUGACUUACGAAAGGCUUUCUUUGUAGUGGAUGAGAAGGAUUCUUCUUUGCUGGCCUCGGCCCAGGCCCUUCUCCGCUGGCACGAUUCCCACCAGUACUGCAGCAAAACCGGGCAGCCGACUCAGAAAAACGUAGCUGGCAGCAAGCGCGUGUGCCAUGCCAGUGGAAUAACUUAUUACCCACAGAUGUCUCCAGUAGUUAUCAUCUUGGUGUCUGAUGGCAGCCGCUGCCUCCUUGCACGACAGGCUUCGUUUCCUCAGGGGAUGUACACCGCUCUGUCUGGCUACUGUGAAGCAGGUGAAGCUGUGGAGGAAGCAGCCCGGCGAGAAGUGGCAGAAGAGGUGGGCCUGGAGGUGGAGUCACUCUGGUAUUCAGCAUCCCAGCACUGGCCCUUCCCCAGCAGCUGCUUAAUGAUAGCUUGUCAUGCAUUGGUGAGGAGACAGCAGUUGGAGGUGAGUGGACUCGCAUUCCCCCAAGGCAUUUCAAUGCCAGCCUUACAUAGCAGAAUCUCUUUCGGUCCACAGACUUUACCUUGGAUAGCAUCAGCUCCUCUCUAAAUGCUUUUUCAGCUAGCUUCCUAUAAGUGAAAAAGAGACUGGAAAACAACAAUUGCUUCUGUUGUAACAUGCAAAAUUUUACACAGGUCACUGAAUGUACAAGCACAGAUCAUGCUUCUGCAUUUUUUCCCUCUUAACUUUGCAGAGCAGUUACCUUCUAAUAUUCAGAACAUUAUCUGCUGUAGAACAUGCAGCUUCUGCUAUGUUAAUUACUGUGAUCAGACACUAGUACUUUGCAGGCCAAUGCCACAAUGGAAUAGGGCUGACUGACUUGUGGCUUCGCUAAGGAAACAUCAGUGGGCAGUCAUGUCCUCUCCUGUGCUGGCAUCAACAAUUAAUUCCAGCAUGGAUUAAUCACUCCAGGGAUUCUAGCAUGGGAUCUUUGCAGGAGCAAGAACGAGGGACUGCUGCCCACAUUUGAAGCUGAUUUAAGGAAACUGGUACUCCCCUAAUUCUUUCCAGAUCAGUGUGAACAGCCUGGAGCUGGAGGAAGCCCGCUGGUUUGGCCUGGAAGAAAUCAUGGAGGGUCUCAAGCGAGAACCCAGAUCUGCAAAGCAAGACAAUGGAAGUUUUUUACCCUGGUUCCCUCCCAAACAGGCCAUUGCUCACAAACUGAUCAACGAGUGGGUUAAGCAGCAGACUUCCCAGCCAAGUCAGGUGCUAUGAAUUCAUUAAGCCUGUACCUCUACCGGGAUUACUAAUGCUUGACAUGAAAGCUUCCACAGCUGAAAUCUGUUGUACAGCAGGUGUAAUCUGAUGGCAAUCCUACAUUUGGAUACAGAGACCUACACAUUUCUGAUCAUCCUCAGACAACUCCUUGCACAGUGGAUCACCUUUGAGAUCCAUCAACUUGUAAUAAAUGCACAAUAAAAUUCUUUGUCCCAAAGCA
This is a messenger RNA of Centrocercus urophasianus (Greater sage-grouse), 3728 nucleotides long. It is a transcript of the gene NUDT13, whose product is annotated as nudix hydrolase 13. Lineage: Eukaryota; Metazoa; Chordata; Aves; Galliformes; Phasianidae. The coding region runs from base 1904 to 2839 and encodes 311 amino acids. The record is from RefSeq and is a predicted model, not a curated record. Gene Ontology annotation, molecular function: hydrolase activity; metal ion binding. The transcript has 8 exons.